Acanthosepion pharaonis is the source of this 2397-nucleotide messenger RNA. The record is from the annotation of a GenBank genome assembly. Lineage: Eukaryota; Metazoa; Mollusca; Cephalopoda; Sepiida; Sepiidae.
AUGAGACACUUUCUUUCAUUCUCUAUCUCUCUUUCGAUCUCUCUUUUCCUCUCUCUCUCUCUCUUUCUCUCUCACUCUUUCGCUCUCUUUCUCUCUCUUUCUCUCUCUGACUCUCUGUUUCUCUCUAUAUAUCUCUCUCUUCCGUUUUUUCUCUCUCUUUCUCUUUCUCUCUCUCCGUAUCCCUUUCUCUCUCUCUUUUUCUAUCGUUUUCUUUCUCCCUCUCUCUCUCUCUAUAUAUAUUCCUCUCUAUCUCUCUUUCUGUCCCACAGAGAUAGAGGAACGCCUCAGUCAUCAAAGACUGACUCUGACCUGACUCCUUUAAGCGCUAUGCUGUGCGAAGUAGGGAAAAAAGCCAGAGCUUCGCUGUUAGAAGCUCAAGAAUAUUUUCCCCCGACCCACAACGCUGAAAUAGGAUUUGACCUCCCAAAGCAGAUAACCCCAGACACUAAGAGGAAUGUGAGAGCAGAACAGUUAAGAUAUUACUUCUCUCUUUUUAUCGCUCCAACGAAGACUCCUCUCUAUAUAUAUAUCUCCUUAUCUCUAAUUGCGUUUCUGUCUCUCUCUUUCUGUGCUUCUUCCCUUCUGUCACUCUAUCAAUCUCUUGCUUUCUCUCUCAUAUUUCCUCUCUCUCUCUCUCUCUCUCUGUCUCAUUCUUUUUAUCCUUCGUUCUUUCUUUCUCUGUCGCAUUUCUCGUCAUCAUUCUGUUACUCUCUCUCAUUUUCUCUAUCGCCAUAUUGCUGUCUUCUCCCUCGUUCUCGCAUUUUCUCUUUUUCUUCAAGUACUCGUGACAUUUUAAUUUUCUCUUUCCACCUUAAAUUUCUUCCUUCUCACUCAUUCCCCUAUAUAUUUCUAUCUUAUUAUCUUUCUUUCUAUCUUAAACUUCUUUCUUCCUGUCUUUCUUUUUAUUAUGUCUCUCUUUUUAUUACUUCCUCUUCACACCCUCUCUACUUCAAAUCUUGCUUUUUUUACGGGCUCUCUUUCUCUCUAUAUAAACUUCCUCUUUCUUUCUCCUCUUUUUCUUACCCUCUUAACCUUCUUUCUUUCUUUUUUUCUUUUUCCACUCCUUCUCUACUUAUUCCUCUUCUCUUACUUUUGUUGCUUUUUCGGUCUAUCUUUUCUAUCUUUUUUAGCUAUCACUUUUUCUUUCUUUCUUUCUUUCUUUCUUUCUUUCUUUAUUUAUUUAUUUAUUUAUUUUUUAUUUUUUUAUAUUUUUUAUUUUUUAUAUUCUUUAUAUUUUUUUAUAUUUUUAAUUAUUUUCUUUCUUUAUUUAUUUUUCUCUUUGUCUCUUUCUUCUUAUUUAUUCUUCUCUUUCUCUUCACUCUAAUUUCUCAACUUUAUAACUUACUCUAUCUCUCUUUUGUUUCUCUAAUCUUUCCCCCUGUCUUACUCACCAUUCUUUCUUUCUUUCUUUCUUUCUUUCUUUCUUUCUUACUUUCUUUCUUCUCUUUCUUCUCAUUCUGUCUCUUUCCUCCUGUAGACUUGGCUAAGCUACGGCUACGCGUACAACAACUACGCGUACCACAACUACGCGUACAACAACUACGCGUACCACAACUACGCGUACCACAACUACGCGUACCACGACUACACGUACCACGGCUACGCGUACCACGACUACACGUACCACAACUACGCGUACCACGACUACACGUACCACAACUACGCGUACCACGACUACACGUACCACGACUACGCGUACCACGACUACCACAACUACGCGUACCACGGCUACGCGUACCACGACUACACGUACCACGACCACUACCACGCGUACCACGGCUACGCGUACCACGACUACGCGUACCACGACUACACAUACCACGGCUACUCAUAUCACGACUACACGUACCACGGCUACACGUACCACAACUACGCGUACCACGACUACACGUACCACGACUACACGUACCACAACUACGCGUACCACGACUACACGUACCACAACUACGCGUACCACGACUACACGUACCACGACUACGCGUACCACGACUACACGUACCACGGCUACGCGUACCACGACUACACGUACCACGGCUACGCGUACCACGACUACGCGUACCACGACUACACGUACCACGACUACGCGUACCACGGCUACUCAUACCACGACUACACGUACCACGGCUACGCGCAAACGCGGCUACGCGUACCACAGCCACAACGAUGACCACACGCCCGCUAAAGACAGCCGCCCGUACGAGGAGCAUGUACCCACCACUCCAUUCUCCCAGUCUCAGAUGCCCGCCUCUUCCUUCGAUCUUCCUUUCAAGUGUUGGAUCUUGUGUUCUCUCCAGAUUUCUCGUUUGCUUCCAAUUACGCCCGAUCAGGUAUAUUUUCUUUUCUUUUUUUUUUCUGGAAAAGAAACACAAACAAUUACCACCACCACAACAACUAUGA